Messenger RNA from Mercenaria mercenaria, 4961 nucleotides. RefSeq lists its product as uncharacterized. Lineage: Eukaryota; Metazoa; Mollusca; Bivalvia; Venerida; Veneridae. The coding region runs from base 1 to 4374 and encodes 1457 amino acids. The transcript is spliced from 18 exons. Gene Ontology annotation, molecular function: protein binding. The record is from RefSeq and is a predicted model, not a curated record.
AUGACGUCAUCGAAGCAGACGCUCGUGCUAAGAAGGAAUGUAAAUACAAUCUGUUUUGCCAAAUUUGUAAUGACAAGUGGAACUUCUAGACGAAAAUGCCUGAAAGCCAGAUUUUUGUCUUGUAAAAAAAAGGAAAAGAAUCUAAGGAUGCCAUCUGGAAGGGAGAUGAAACUAUGGUGGGCUGGAGAAGCUGAGAGUAUGUUUGUCUACUAUCUUACAGGAGCAUUAGGAAUUGCUUUAAUUGCAAGCUUUUCACUCACAAGAUCACUGAGAAGAAAAGAGCCACUAGUGACGGAGUUGCUUCAUGAAGACAAUACUAGGGAGGAUCUUGUGACCUACAUGCUGAAACUUGUAACUUCACCAUUACCAGGUUGUGGCUGUCCACUGUCUGUGAAAGUGUUCAUGCAGUUGGAAGGAGAAAGUAAGAUGUCACAGUACUUCCAACUAAGAUCUAAUACUGGAGGCAAAGCCAUGUUACGAAGAGGUUUUACUGAUAUCUUCUUGUUCAAAGUGCCAGAAUCAAUUGGUGAAGUCAGAUCUGUGAGACUUUUGGUUGCAGGACUGACUGGUCAUUUGGAAUGGAAAUUGGAAGAAGCUCAGUUGUAUAGUCCCGCUGCAAGAGACAGAGUAAAUAUCCCUGUAACAGCAACAAUUCUGGAAGUUCUUGAUGACAGUGCGACAAAAAGUUUGCUAGUUCAAAACAGCUACAGUAGAAAGUUAAAAAAGAUACAGCUACUUUACCAUCAGUGGCUGGCAAUGUAUGGUAACGCCAUACGUCUUGGAGCCUUCGCGGAGGUUGUUCAUGUCAUGAGUGUUUUCAUGUCUCUCUUCACUUUACUUGUACUGUCACAGAUGUGCUACAUAUUUCUUCCGCGGGGUGAUCAUACACUUCCUACAAAAGCUACUCCGAAAACAGCUGAUAAUGAAGAUGAGGUUGAUGAUUCUGGUCCUUUUGAUAUAAAUUUCAUGUCCUUAUUUAUUGGAACGGCUUUUACCACAGUUUGCUGUUGUAUAUUGGAUCUUGGGCUAGAGAUUCUCAUACGAAGUGUGAAGUCUAGGGAAAAAAGGCCUGGAAAAGCAUACUUUGCCACUUGUGGCAGUGAGGUCAAAGAUUUUUCUGGGAAAAAUAAACUCUAUUCAAGUGAUGUUGAACAUACUACAUUUUUUGCUUGUCCAUUGUUUCUUAAACAAAUUAAAAUGAAACAGAAUGUAGUUAAAGAUGAGACAGUAAGAAAAAAUGUAAAACAUACAAAAGAAAUAAAACAUGAGGUAGCAUUUUAUCUAAAGCAGCUGGUACACUUCCUGCAAGUAGAACAUAGAAAGUAUAUGAAGAAACAAGAGGACAUGAAGAAAAGAAAGGCUCAGGAAGCCUUAGAAGAGAAAACAAAUUUGGAGAAAGAAAAGUCUGAAAAGUAUCAAGAAAAACAUGAGAAUGAGGAUAGCUUGAAAGAAUUUGAAACAGAAGAAGAAGAGACAGAUUAUAUUUCAAUAGAUUUGCCAAAAUUUAGUCAAAUGAGCUUGACAAAGCUAUUUUUUUCGGAGUCAUUUUAUAGUGAAAAAUCUGAGGGCUCUAGGUCAUCAAAAAGUGAAGAAUUUUGGGGAUCUGUCACGUCUCAAAGGCAAAAACCACAAGAAACAUACUUAGAUAUUUUGAAGAGGAAAGUGUUUUCUCGUAAUUCUGGACGUAAAAUUCCAACAAACAAUAGUGUUGAGCGAAAUAAUAAUGCAGUGAGGAGAAGCAAAGUGUUAAAUGAUGGGAGACAUGAAAUUGCAAACAGUGAUGAAUUAGAAUCUAAUGGAGUAAGAGGUGGAACACAUUUGUCACAGACUACUGAAAGGUAUGAUAGAAUUGAUCAUUCUUCUGCCAAAGAGUCUGAGGACAAGGCUGAAAUAUUUGAUAGAAAUUUAAAUGCUACUGUUGAAAAGCUUGAAACAUUAGAUAGAAAAGUUAAUGCUUCUAUCAAAGAACUUAAAGAUACCACUGCAAGAUCUGAUAGAAACAUUUAUGUUAAUGAGAAGUGUGAAGAAAGAAGAUCUGAUGAUUGUUUAAUACAGAUUGCCAAAGGUGGUCCUGCUGAUACAGAGACAGAUGUUUCAGUUCACAUAGAAGGAAAAUUGUCAGAAGUAAGGCACAGCAAAGACCGUAAUAGGACUUAUACAAUUGAAAAAGGUUUCAUCAAAACGUGGCAGUCAAAUCAGAAGACAUGGUGUAGAAGAGUGAUAAAAGAACUGUGUGAUGUGAUAAGAUACACAAGAGAGAUGUUGUUAAAAGAUCAAAUCGACUUUUAUCUAUUAAAGGAAAAAUUGCUGAACAUCUCACAUACUGUCUUCCAGCUGUUGAUGGUGGCUUGCUCAGUAAAUUGCACUGGGGAUCAGUAUGACUUACUAAAUAUGACGGAGAUGUUAUCACUGUUGUGGCACAUGUCAAUGGAGAUUCUAGUCUACACACUGCACGAAAUAUUCCACGUCUUACAGCAGAGUGAUAAUGCUGUCCUUGCAGAUCUUGUCUUACAGUCAAACUCCGUCAUGGUUGUAGUGCGUCAUGCAGUAUAUCCUAUAAUGUACAUAGUUCAGCAUGGUGCCGACAAGAUCUUCCUCAUGAGUCAUAUUCCAUUAGACAAAGAUAUGGAGUGUAUGGUUGUGGAACUUCUCAAGUGCUGCUUUGAACUUGUUGUCAAGUACAAUUUAGUUCUUUGGAAGAAAUUACAGUUUUUAGUAAAUAUGGAAUUAAAGGACUGCCUGGAUGAGGCAUACUUUGUUCAACUGAAUGAAUUUGUUGAUGGGAACAUUCAUGAUCAGUCUACUGAAAACACUAUCCUGAAAAAAUUGUGUAAUUUUGUUGAGGAAAGUUCCAGACAAGAAGCAUGGGACGAAGUGCAUGAAGAAAAGAAAUUUUUCACUACUGUUUUAGUUAAAGUUCAGCUACUUAAUGUUCUGAAGAAUAAAAUCACAAAAAUAACCAAAAAGAAGAAAGAGUUUGAUGAAACCCACGACCUUCUGCCAAAAGAACCAAAAUCAAGACUUGAGUUAUUAGUGGAAAGAAGAAGAAAGAAACCAGAUGUUGAUCAAAAACAUGUUAAGUGGAGUAAAGAUGCACAAAGAGCUGAUGACACAGCAGAAAGUAAAGAAAAGCUGAAAGAACAUUCAGCAGAGCUUGGAUAUUUUGUGGACAAUCUGACAGCAGUAUAUGAGAAAUUGAAAAGAAUGAUGGAGAGAGAAGGACUUUCUCCGUCAAUGAAAGCAUCAGAGUUUCUGGCUCAAGCAGUGUUGCAUACACAUGUUAUUGUUACACAGGGUGAAGUGGAUGUGCCAGGAAAGUACAAGUUUGACAAUUAUCUUCACCUCAAGAGAACAGAGAUGUUACUAGCCCAGCAUUACGAGGAAACAGUAAAAGAUCUAGUGGGGUAUCUAUUGGGAACUGCUAUAAGAGAACAUAACCUAAAAUGUGAUCAGCAUGCCAGUUCUUAUACAGUCUUGAAUGACAUCAUUAUAAAGAUGGAUACAUUGGCCGAGUUACUUACCAAUGAAGUUGACAGCGUAAUGACACUGUGUAUCAAGAUGGAAAGAUAUAUGCUAGGUCAUACAAAAAAUGCACAAGUGGAGACAGUGGUUAAAACAUCUGUUGACAGUAUAUUACAGACACCUGUCCUGAAAAAGUGGAGUGGCCUUGACUUGACAAAUUGUACGCAAUCAGAAAUAUCAGAGUUGGGUAAGAUGCUGGAUGAGAAGCAUUCGGAAAUGAGUGAACUGUUACUGUACUACAAAAACAACAGCUGUCCUAAUCAGAACAAUAGUAACCCUGGUAUUGUAGAUGUUGAUGAUAUAGACAUAGAGAUGGACACAAAGAAUGUCACACUGGCAGACAUCAUAGAAGACCUUAAGCCAUUAAAAGGGUAUCUGGAAUAUCUGAAACAUGGAGAACUUAUGCGGAAUAUGGUGACACAGAUGGGGUAUAUUGAGAGGGCAAAGACAAAACGAGAAUAUUUUAGUUCUAUACAGAUUAGCAACAUUAUAGAUUCAUACUUCAUGAUCGAUGAAGGUGAUGACAGCAAAACUUUAACUAAGGCAGGACUUUAUCAGCUGGAACAUGAUUGUACUGGUGAGGAUCGCAAACCACUAGGAUCAUGGGUGAAAACUGUCGCUGUCAUGUUUAUGCUGUUGUUACAAAUAUUUAUUGUUGUGUAUAUCACUAUGAUCGGAGGCCAGUUUUCGACCACUGAGUUACAAGAGUGGAUGUGUUACUAUCUGCUUGCAGUAGCAGUGUUUGGGUUUGUUUUAGAACCUUUUCGAGCAUGUAUUGUGGCAUUUUACAUGAGAAAGUUGCAACAAAAAAUGUGGCCAAAAGCAGACAGAUCCAGAGCUAUUGAGAUUUGAUAGAACAUGCUGUUUGAAUAAGGAUAGCCUGCACUGUUUGAGCAUAAGAACUGAUCAUUUAGAAACUACUAGCGGUAUUACUGUAAUGGUUAUCUGGUUUCAGUCUAUUUUUCAUGUAAGAUAGAAUGUACAUGAACAGUGAAAACAGCUGUAUUAUGUCAUCUGCUGAGAAUAUUUUAGCACAUUGAUGCUUCAAAACUGAUCAAAAGUGUAUAAGUAUGGAGUUUAAAUGCGGUCGUAGUCUCCAGGAGGAAAUUGAUACAGUUUGAAUAGUAUGCAAACUCUGCAUUUUAUAGAUACAGUCCGGUUUUAACACGACAACUGGAACUUUAUUUGAGAAAAAAACUAAUAUAAAAAAAAGUUUGAAAUGACAAAAAAUUAAGGCAAUCCUGCUUAAUGAUGUAUUUAGUGGUUGCUGAAACAGCAUUUGAUUUUUAAAAAUAAUGUGAUAUAUUGUAAUUAUGUUAGAUUUUUUUCUGUUUUACAGCAUCAUCACUAUUAUAGAUAAAAUGGAAAAUCCACACAAUAUUAUUUCAACAGAGUACAAAAAUGAAAAAAAAAAUAAAGAUUAAAAAAGGUAGAUUAGA